UCACCAUCUCUCCAGAGUGACUUGCAUGAUGGGGACGAGUCGUCGUGGUCAGCCGGCUGGAUCACUCCCCGGUUGGGGGUCUGUGGCCGUAGAGCCACAGUCUUUCCAGCUGGCUUGAGUUGCGUGAAGAAUUAUUGAUGGGCUGCUGACUUCAGAAAAGGAGGAUGUCUGAAGACGAGGAAAAGGUUCAUCUACGUCGCCUUGAACCAGCUAUCCAGAAGUUUAUUAAAGUCGCCAUUCCAACGGAUCUUGAGAGAUUGAGGAAGCAUCAGAUAAAUAUUGAAAAGUAUCAGAGAUGCAGGCUGUGGGGCCGGUUGGAUGAAGAGCACAUCAAUGCAGGCCGUACGGUCCAGCAACUGCGAGCGAAUAUCCGAGAGAUGGAGAAACUUUGUUCCCGAGUCCGGAAGGAAGACAUCCAAGCUUUGCAGAGAAUGAUUGACCCAGUGAAAGAGCAGGCCCCGCUCGCCGUAAAAGGGUUCCUACAGCUCCAUUCAGAGUCUGCAGAAGAACUUAAAAAACAGUUCGGUGAGACCGAGGGGCCUUUAACCAGAUCGACAACUGUAGGAGCAGAAACGUUUUAUCACCCGGGAGACGAAGUACCUUCUCCGCAUUUUACCCAGAUGCUUUCCCCGCUCCCCGAGAUUCCCCAGGAUCAAAACGCUGCAGAGUCUUGGGAGGUUCUGGAAGAGGACCUGAUUGAACUCAGCCAUCUGGUGACCGACUUUUCUCUGCUAGUUAAUGCUCAGCAGGAAAAGGUGGACAGGAUUGAAGACAACGUCAACACCGCUAUUGCGAAUGUUGAAGAGGGGACCAAGAGCUUGUCCAAGGCUGCCAGAUACAAGCUGGCCGCCCUCCCUGUGGCAGGGGCCCUCAUUGGCGGCGUGGUAGGGGGCCCCAUCGGACUCCUGGCAGGCUUCAAAGUGGCGGGCUUAGCGGCCGCGCUCGGCGGGGGAGUCCUGGGCUUCACCGGCGGAAAACUGAUCCAGAGGAAGAAGCGGAGGAUGAUUGAGGAGCUUUCCUGCAGCUGCCCAGACCUCGCCAGGGAAAAUGACAAAAAAGGCAGCUGAAGUUGGCGGUCUCUCUCUCUCUCUCUCUCUGUUUGUGUGUUUCUCUCUCUCUUCUCACUACCUCUUCCUGGCCACUACUGUGGCCCUCGCUCUUGGAAUUCGGCCCAGCCUGUGAGAACGAGUCAAGCCCUGGUGUUUUCUCCUGCCAAGGAGGUGGAAACGAUGGACCCUGACAGACUUCUGGGAUUCACGCAGAAGAUCCGUUCGUUUUUGAGUAAGAAGAAAGGCACGAUUCAGCCUUAAAUGACGGGGGAGGCAAGCCUGAGGAUGGGGUUCAAAAGAGCCCCUUUUUUGUCUUCCUUCCUCUUGUGCCAGACUUGAAGAUAAUCGUAAUAUUCACCACAUGCCUUUUCCUACUAUAAAAUGGAAGGGAGGCGAGGAGAGAAUUUUAAGACAUAAUAUGGUUUGGUGCUUAAGCAGCUCUUCCUUCAAAUAUUUUAUUCUGCUCACGUACACAAAGGUCAACUUGGGUUAUUUUUCUACUUCUCGGCUGGAUCUGUAGAGGUGGCUGUUCAUUCUUUUGUGGUCUCGCGCCUGUGUGUGCCACACACACACACACACGCGGCCACCUUCUCCUUUUCUGGAGAACUACAUGCUGGGUUUUCUUUUUAAUAACCACAGAGUUGCCCCUCGUUUUAAUGUUGGUGAUUCUGGGGCAGGAGGCCAGCUCUCUUUAUAAAAAGGGGGGCGGGUGGGCUUUGAGAAAUGAUCGGAACUGGAAUGCGUGUAGGCAUUUUCACCAUGGCCAACGGAUCUUCAAAACCACCUUCCCCAGUCUGUCCCUGGUUAUUUUGAGGAGGUUUUUCUUAGUUGGACUUGGGUAGGGUUACAGCUCUUCAUCUUUGACUGCUUGUUUGACUGCGCCACGAUUUCUCCGGGAGCCCCCUUUCCCAUUGCCGUGCCAGCUGAGAAGCGUUAAAGGGAGGAAGAACCAUCUGUCAACAAGGAUGCCAAACGAUGCCAACCGGAACCCCUUGCUCACCCGGAAAGCAGAAAGUGACUCCAGUUUUUC
Molecule: messenger RNA, 2079 nt
Organism: Pogona vitticeps (central bearded dragon)
Lineage: Eukaryota; Metazoa; Chordata; Lepidosauria; Squamata; Agamidae
Gene: STX17
Product: syntaxin 17
Biological process (GO): exocytosis; vesicle fusion; intracellular protein transport
Cellular component (GO): plasma membrane; endomembrane system; autophagosome membrane
Molecular function (GO): SNARE binding; SNAP receptor activity
Source: RefSeq, a predicted model, not a curated record